CAGAAAACCCUAGCCAAUCAGUAAUACAACUAAACCCUAACUCUGAUCAACUCUUCGGCGACAAUGACAUUGCUUUUUCCGGUGAUUUUUAUGGAUUCUAACGGCAAAUCCACUAGGCUUACGCCUAAAAAAUGCUCCAAAAUUUCUGAGAAUUCGAACCCAAAUGUGGAGUUCAGUCCAGCUUUAUCAAAAUCUUCUAAAUCAGCCACGAAAAGUCAGAAAUCAAUUUCCAGAAACCAUAAUACUAAUCAAUUGGCUUCUUCUUCGCCCAAAAAUAAGAUUAGUCAGAGGAAGUUUGUAAUCGCGAAGAAGAAGAAAUGUAAUAAGGAUAAUCUGAAAUCUAAAAUGAUUUGUAAGUGUAAUAAGGAUGGUGCUGAGAUAAAAAAGUGUCUUUGUGUUGCUUAUGAGAGUCUCAGGGCUUCUCAAGAAGAGUUUUUUAAGAAUCGUUGUGGAAAUGAACAGGAAGAGUAUGACAUUGAGAAGUUAGAUGAAGUAAAUGGAGCUGAAAGUGGCGAUGAAGAGCGAAUUACGGGGUGUUACGUUGAUUCGCCAGUCAGGCACAUGUUGAGUCUGACUACAGUCGAUCAGGAGCUAACGAUUCCUGUUUCAAUUUCCGAGAGUGAAUUAGUUGACUUGCGCGAUAGUUCUGUGGCAGAUGAAUUGGCGGAAAGGGGCAACGAGGAUGUGGGUCGGCAUGAAAUGAGUGGUGGGACUAUAAAGAGGAGGAGGGAGAGGUUGUUGGAAGAAGCAAGACAAAGUGUACCUGAAACUGGUUCUGGAAGAGUGAAGCAUUUAGUUAAGGCUUUUGAGAAGCUUCUCUCAAUACCAAAAACAAAAGAGUGCAAGGAGAAAGGGGAAAAUGAUGAAAAUGAAGCAGAGGAUUCUAGUAAAGAACAAAAAUGGGCAUUGCCUGGCUUGCAGCCUCCCAAGAUUCCUGAGACACAUGUAUCUUCUUCUUCGUUUUGCCCAUCGGAUUUCUUCCUCAACUCUGAGAGCUUAGGCUUGGAUUCGCGUCAUGCCUCCUCGUUGGAUAGCAACCAUGGAUGCUUUAGUAUUUCAAGCAGGACUUCAGGUGGUGGUCGAAGGAGCAGACGCAAUGUAAGAAUUUUCUUAUUAUUAUCCAUCACAGUAUGA
Molecule: messenger RNA, 1134 nt
Organism: Solanum tuberosum (potato)
Lineage: Eukaryota; Viridiplantae; Streptophyta; Magnoliopsida; Solanales; Solanaceae
Exons: 2
Coding region: 64-1134 (356 amino acids)
Source: RefSeq, a predicted model, not a curated record